AUGCGGUUGAUCCGUCAGGGUUCUACGUUCGAGACGCUACGUGGGUUCAUUUGUUUCACCCAGUGUUCCAUGAAUUACCAGGACUGUAGCACGGACGCGGACUGGGUGCAGCUCUGCAGAAAGCAGCGCGCGAACAGGUCCAGCGGCGACAUGGCGAGCCUUGCGUCGAAGGUUGGCGCCAACAACCCGGCGCAGAUCACCCCCGCGAUGAUGGACCAGUCCGCUCCUAGCGGCGACACCGACAAGUACACUUGGCGGCAGACGGAGGACCGACGAAGUCGAGGUGACCUUCAAGAAGGAGGGCCUUCAGAAGGGAGACAAGAAAGUUGUCAAGGUUAUCUUCGCAAGAGAGAGGCUAAAGGUAGAGGCGCGCAUGCUCGAACAGAAGGGUCGGUUGUGCCUGGACGGAUAGGCUGCUAAGGGAAGCUCACAUUUCCCACGAUUGCUAGUUCGGUUCGUUGGUAUGAGCUGACCUGGCUGAUUACUUCUCUGUGACACGAAGAGGAGAGGCCACCAUAGUCACAUCGGGCAACGAGCAGAUAACUAUGUGGAAACGAAAGAACCUCACGGUGGUCCAGCUGUAUCACCUUUUGUCUGGUCGGAUGUGCCUGCCCCCCUCCCCUCCCUCUUCCUCGGCCCACCUCUUCCCAGCUCAUCCCCCUCCACUCCCACCUCGUCCUCAGACACCACGUUGAAAGUCUUCGGAGAUCCUCCGAAGCUUGCGGGGAUCCCCAGGAAGCUUCCGCCUCCCGAAAGGCUCCGCGGGAGCCGACGGAGGUCCUCAGAGGGAGGGGGUCGCAGCAACCCACGGGGGAAGGGGAAGACGAAGAAGAUGUCCCCAGUUCGUCGUCGUCGUCGCCACCAGGCUGCAGCCACCUUGAAGGCGAAACAAGUGUUUGAUAUAUUCCUGCCCGAUAUUCCCUUCCCUGCCCGAAUUAUUCGCAUUGCGGCCCGCGGACCCACUUUCCAGUCACACCCACGGACAGUGUGAGUAAGUCUGCCCAGCUUCUUCACUCGGAUGGUUGACCGUGUGUACGGCAUGGCUUGGGCCCGCAAGGAACGGCUCUGUUAAAUUGUACCCCUCCGCUGGACUUGUUAUUGACAGGCCAAAGGCGACGUCCUUAUCGAUUCGAAGUUGCACGCUCCGACCAACGUUGACGAGUGCACCUGGACGCUGAGUGACGGCGUGCUUCAGGUGACCCUGGCGAAGGCCGAGUCCAACAGCUGGGCUGAGCUCACACGCGGCUGAGGGCUGCGGAGUGGCAGACUCCCGUCAGGGGGCGACGUCCGGGUACGCACCGUGCCGCAGGGUUGCGUGAUGCGUUCUGCAGUCAAGACGCUGCCAUGGGACCACUUCGGUCGUAGUCAUUUUGAGUGAGUGUAGAGUGCUCCGAGGGCCCGGUGGAUACGCGGAUCGUCCUCCCCUGGGCGCGUGCCCCCGCCUGCGAGGCGGAGGCGCGUGCACGGUGGUGGUCAGUCGGGCCCGCUGCGCUCCCCGGCGAGAGGGCGGAGCCGAGGACUCAGGCCUCCAACGCAUUGAAAACGGCGCCCUCGUCUUCCACUGCGCGCGGAGUGCUCCGCGCGCCUGGGCGGAUGCGCGGGUAGUCCUCCCCUUAGCGCGUGCCGUCGCCCGCGGGGUGGAGGCGCGUGCGCGGUGGUGGGCGGACGGGCCCGCUCCCUGGCGAGAAGGGCGGCGCGGUUGACCCAGGCCCCCAGCGCACGGAGCAGGGACCCUACUUUUCCGAGGCGUGC
Prorocentrum cordatum is the source of this 1752-nucleotide messenger RNA. Lineage: Eukaryota; Dinophyceae; Prorocentrales; Prorocentraceae. The record is from the annotation of a GenBank genome assembly.